This is a messenger RNA of Penicillium expansum, 3633 nucleotides long. Its product is annotated as NACHT nucleoside triphosphatase. The transcript has 3 exons. The record is from RefSeq and is a predicted model, not a curated record. Gene Ontology annotation, biological process: mRNA splicing, via spliceosome. Lineage: Eukaryota; Fungi; Ascomycota; Eurotiomycetes; Eurotiales; Aspergillaceae. The coding region runs from base 1 to 3633 and encodes 1210 amino acids. Gene Ontology annotation, molecular function: U6 snRNA binding; protein binding; U4 snRNA binding. Gene Ontology annotation, cellular component: U4/U6 x U5 tri-snRNP complex.
AUGGAUGGUCUUUCGACUACAGCCAGCGUUAUCGCUCUCAUUCAGCUCACAGGGAGUAUUGUGAAUAUCUGUGGGGGCUACAUUCGGGGGGUGAAGGAUGCUAGCGAUGAAAUUAAAUCCUUGCAACACCAAGUCGCAGACCUUGGGGGAGCCAUUGAGAAACUAACGGAGCUACGCCAUGGGCCUGGCGGUAAGAGCGUGCCUACUUCUCAGGCGCUGGUAGAUGAUGCCAAUAAAUGCCUUAGAGCGUUGGAAAAGAACAUAAAUCCAAGGAGCAAGCGGAAAGUCAUGAGCAAGCUAUGGGUUCGAGCUCUAAUGUGGCCCCUGACACGCGCCGAAGUGGAGAAAUUUCUGAAGGACCUUGAGAGCUACAAGUCAUCAUUCACAUUAUCUUUAGAGCUUUAUCAGAGUGGCCUAGUAACUGAGGUGGCUCAGACUACCGACCUACUCGACCGAAAGAUAGAUUUUAACAAGCUGCCAGUUGCGGAUGGGGCUGCGUACAAUUCAUACGAGAAUCGCAAUGAAGAUGAAUGUCUUCCAGGCACUAGGUCCGAAGUCCUUUACCAGAUUGCUGAAUGGUCGAUAUCAUUGCGAGGAAGAUGCAUCUUCUGGUUAUGCGGUAUGGCGGGGACUGGAAAAUCGACAAUCUCUCGAACGGUGGCGAAAUCUUUCGGCCGAGACAAGUUAUUAGGAGCAAGUUUCUUCUUCAAGAGAGGCGAAGGCGAUCGAGGGAAUGCUAAGAUGCUCGUCCCGACGAUUAUAAAACAAAUCAUGGCCCAUAAUCGCAUUCCCCAGCUGGAAGUCGGUAUCCAAAAAGCAAUCUCCGAUGAUCCCGAUAUUGCCGGAAAGUCAAUAAGGGAGCAAUUUGAAAAACUACUUCUUCAACCAGUACUCAGUCUGAAAGGGUCCAAAACCCAGAUUCCAACCAUGGUGAUAGUGAUUGACGCGUUAGACGAAUGUGAAGACGACAAUGACAUACCAGUUAUACUCCAAUUACUCCCACUAUUAGGGAAGUCGAACGCUAUAUGUCUACGGGUUUUUUUGACCAGCAGGCCUGGUGUGCCAAUGAGUCGAGGAUUUUUAAAGAUCGCAGCCGAGGACUAUCAGGAUCUAAUUCUUCAUGAGAUCCCCGAGGCAGUAACAGAACGCGACAUAUCCUUGUUCUUAAAUCACCGACUCUCGCAAAUUAAGAAGGAGCGGUUGUUGCCUACCGACUGGCCUAAAAGCAAAGACAUCCGAGCGCUUGUUACACUAUCCGUUCCUCUAUUUAUUUUCGCCGCCACUGUGUGCCGUACAUUCGGUGAUGAUAACUGGGACCCUAUGGAAAGUCUCACCGAGAUCCUCAUGCACCAAGAUGAGGAAUCUAAGCUAGCUCCAACGUAUAUUCCAGUCCUUAAACGAUUUCUUAACAACCAAAGCGAGAAACAGAAAAAGCGGUUGGUUGAGGAAUUCCAAGUCGUGGUUGGAGCAAUUGUGACCCUUCAGAGCCCACUCUCAAUCACCACACUCUCAAGGCUUAUUGGCCUCUCCGAGGAGCUGAUCAGCCUCAGGCUGAGUCCACUACAUUCAGUCCUGCGUGUACCGAAGAAUAAGACCACGCCAAGCAACGAAUCCCAAGAAAUAUCCGAGUUUCUGCUUGAUGCGAAGCGGUUUAUUCUCAAAAACAGACAGAUGGCCGAUGACGCUCCCCUCCAGCUUUACAGCUCUGGUCUCGUCUUUGCGCCAAAAAUGACAACGAUCCGAAGGAGAUUCGAAAAAGAAAUUCCUAGUUGGAUUUGUAGGCUGCCAGAGGUUGAGGAGACUUGGAGCGCAGAGUUGCAAACUCUAGAGGGCCAUUUAGGUCGCGUUACGUCUGUGGCCUUCUCCCCUGACGGCCGAUUUCUAGCUUCUGGCUCGGAUGAUAACACAGUCAAGCUCUGGAAUACGGCCUCAGGCGCCCUACAUCAGACUCUGAGCGGCCAUUUAGGCUGGGUAAGGUCCGUGGCCUUCUCCUCCGACGGCCAACUUCUAGCGUCAGGCUCAGAUGACAACACAGUCAAGCUUUGGGAUACAGCCUUAGGCACCCUAUAUAUUGGGACUUUCGAGGGCCAUUUAGACCGGGUUAUGUCGGUAGCUUUCUCCCCUGACAACCGAAUUUUAGCAUCUGGCUCAGUUGAUCAUACAGUCAAGCUCUGGAAUAUCGCGACGAAUACUAUAUGCCAGACUCUUAAAGGUCAUUUAGAUUGGAUUAGGUCGGUAGCGUUCUCCCCCGAUGGGCAAAUUCUAGCGUCUGGCUCGGAUGAUAAUACAGUCAAACUCUGGAAUACUGCCUUGGGUGCCCUUCACUCCAGGACUUUUGAGGGCCAUUCAAAUCAUGUUAUGUCGGUGGCGUUCUCCCCCGACGGCCGAUUUCUCGCGUCUGGCUCAGCUGAUCAAACAAUAAGGCUCUGGGAUACGGCCUCGGGUUCCCCUCAUUCUGGAACUUUUGAGGGCCAUUCAAAUCAUGUAAUGUCGGUGUCGUUCUCCCAUGAUGGCCGAUUUCUCGCGUCUGGCUCAGUUGAUAAAACAAUAAAGCUCUGGGAUAUUGUCUCAGGUGCCCUACACCAGACUCUCAAAGGCCAUUCAGAUCCUGUGAGGUCGGUCGCCUUCUCCCCCAACAGCCGGAUCCUAGCGUCUAGCUCAGUUGAUAACACAGUUAAGCUCUGGGAUACCGCUAUAAACCCCCAGCAUCAGACUACUAGAGGUCAUUCAGAUUGGGUUAGAUCGUUGGCCUUCUCCCCUGAUGGGCGACUUCUAGUAUCUGGCUCGGUUGACAGUACAGUCAAACUCUGGGAUAUAGCCUCGGGCGCCCUGAAUCAGACUUUUAAGGGUCAUUCUGAUUGGAUUAGGUCGGUGGCCUUCUCCCCCGACGGCCGAACGAUCGCGUCUGGCUCGGUUGAUCACACUGUUAAGCUCUGGGAUACGGCCUCGGGCGCCCUAUGCCAGGAUCUUAAGGGCCAUUCAGAUCGGGUUUGGGCGGUAGCCUUCUCUCCUAACAGCCGUCUUAUUGCGUCUAGCUCAGAUGAUAACACUGUUAAGCUUUGGGAUACGACCUCGGGCGUACUAUACCAGACUCUCAAAGGUCAUUCAGGUUGCGUUAUAUCGGUGGCUUUCUCCUCCGACGGGCGACUUCUAGCGUCUGGCUCGGAUGAUAACACGGUUAAACUCUGGAAUAUCGCCACAUAUGCUCUACACCAGACUCUUAAGGGUCAUUCAAAUUGGGUUAGAUCGGUGUCCUUCUCCCCCGACGGGAGAUUUCUAGCAUCUGGCUCGGUUGAUAACACAGUCAAGCUCUGGGAUACGGCAUCGGGCGCCUUGCAUCAAACUCUCAAGGGACCGGUUGGAUCGGCGGUAUUUUCUGAAGAUGGCUCAUACAUAAGCACCAAUCUUGGAUCCCCCCAUACACAGCCCUUGUCUUACAAAAACGCCUCGAAUCUGCCUCGACCGAAUGUCGAGAUAUUGAUUCUGGAAAAUCGGUGGGUAACUCUGAACGGUGAAAGAGUACUGUGGUUUCCUUCAGAAUAUCGGCCCACCUGUUCAGCGAUUAGAGAUAAUGUUCUUGCCCUGGGACACGCAUCGGGGUGGAUUUCAUUUAUUGAAUUUUGUGAGAAGUAG